AUGGCGUCCAACAUCCUUCAGCUCCCGUUUCGUCGCUCACACGCCGCCUCGCUUUCCGAUGCUAUCACGCAGUACAUAUCUUCAAAAUAUGAUCAGCGCCCGGAUAUGUUCGCGGAGGAUUUGAUGAUCAUUGAUCGUCUAAGAUCCGAAGCUGUCAACGUCCAGGAACCACAUUUCAGCGGAAUCAGCCGGUUGAUCACAUACGCAGCGCAGCUGAAAUGGCUCGGUGGAAAAUUCCCGAUUGAUGUCGGGGUGGAUUUCUCAUGGUAUCCGGCUUUUGGAUUCAAUGCCGAGCGACCAGUAUCUCAGAAUAACCUCCGAUUUGAACUGGCGAAUGUCAUGUUCAACCUCGCUGCUCUGUAUUCUCAACUUGCUUAUGCAACGAAUCGGACAACCGCAGAUGGACUCAAGCAGGCCUGCAAUUACCUGUGCUCUGCUGCUGGAGUCUUGAAUCACCUUCGGGUGGACAUCAUCCCGGACCUUCGUUCGUCACCACCGGAGGAUAUGGAUGAGAUGACUCUCCAAAGUUUGGAACAACUUCUACUUGGCCAGGGGCAGGAGUGUUUCUGGCAAAAGGCUGUCAAGGAUGGACUCAAAGAUAGCUCCAUCGCGAAAUUGGCAGCCAAGGUUUCCGAUUUUUAUGGUGACGCCGGUGACCUGGCUGUCAAGUCUAAUGCCAUUAGUACAGACUGGAUCCACCACAUGACUGCGAAGCAUCAUCAUUUUGCGGCAGCGGCUCAGUUCCGCCAGUCGCUGGACUGUUUGGAGAAGCGCAAGUACGGAGAAGAGGUUGCCCGCUUGCGCGAUAGUUUAAUAUGCGUCAAUGAAGGUCUGAAGGAGCAGCGCUGGAUUAAUCGGACUGUGCUUGGUGAUCUGAACGGAUUGAAGAGCCGUGUUUCGGAAGACCUCAAGCGUGCCGAGAAGGACAACGACAUUAUCUACGUCAAUCCUGUGCCACCGAAAUCGGAGCUCAAGACCAUUGAACGCGCCAGCAUGGUUCUUGCCAAGGCUCCCUCGCAAGUCACCGAUGCGAUAUCUAUGCUGGGUGAUAAUGGACCACUGGGCCAGCCGCUGUUUUCUAAGUUGGUACCAUAUGCCGUGCACAUUGCUGCUAGCAUUUACUCUGAUCGUCGGGAUCGAUUGGUGAACGAUACACUUAUCGGGGAGUUGGAAUCAAUGACUGAUAAAUUACGGGAUUUACUUUCAUCCUUAAAUUUACCUGGAUCUCUGCAGGCACUGGAGAAGCCGCUAGGCCUCCCGCCAACACUUGUCUCCCACGCAGAAGAGAUGCGCCAACAAGAUGGCUUAAACCGCCUACACCGCUCAAUUGAAGAUACGGCUAAUAUCAAGGGCAAUGACCAAGCAGUUUAUAGCGAGGGCGUUGAUCUUCUCAAAGCCGAAAAGGCAGAGGAUCUUGCAGCUCGUCAGAAAUAUGGCACUGACCGAUGGUCUCGUCCAACCUCCGAAUCCGCAACACCAAAGUUGUAUAAGAGUUUGAAAGAAAUCAGUGGCUAUUUCACAUCUGCUCAAAGCAGCGAUGAUCUUGUACAACGGAAGCUACAUGAUUCACACUCGGUUUUCCUCGUUCUUACUGGUACUAACCGGGAUCUUGAGUCCUACGUGCCUAGUAGCCGACGAGCAGCUAUCCCGCCGCAUGUUGAGCGCGAGUCGAAUCGGCUACGUGGAUGCUUGAGUGAAAUUAGCCGUAUGGAGAACCGGAGAAAGCGACGUAUUCAAAGUCUUAAGGAUAAGGCACGGGCUGAUGAUAUUCACCCUGCACUGCUGAGACAGACUGCACGUCUUGAGCGAGAAUUCCCUAUGCAGGCUAUCCAAGCCAGCCAAUUUGAGGAUCUCUUCGAGGAGCAACUAAAGAACUUUGAUUCGGAUCGCGAUAUGAUCGCCCAGGAGCGUCGAGAGCAAGACAACCUCUCUGAUCAGGUUCGGGAAGCCAAUCGUGCUUUCACCGGUGCUCACAAGGGCGACGCGUCAACGAAAGAGCGCGAGAUUGCUCUUCAGGAUCUAGAAAAUGGCUACUUGAAGUAUAAGGAGAUCAUUUCCAACCUCGACGUUGGACGGAAGUUUUAUAAUGAUCUUGCAAAGAUUGUCGCUCGCUUCCGUGAUGACGCAAAGACCUUCGUUCACCAGCGCCGUAUGGAAGCGAGUCAGUUGGAAACUGAUAUUUCCAAUGCACAGGCCAUGUCCUCCCUGCACAUUUCUCAGCCCCAUCUUCGCCAACAACCCCAGCAGCCCGCACCAUCCACCUAUACAGCUGCUCCCCCGUCACAGCCGCUACCUCAACCACCGACAUCAGCUCACACUGCACGCCCUGUCGUCCCUGCUCCUCCGCUCACAGCACCUCAGCCGGUCCGCGCCCCCGUCGCACCACCUCCCGUUUCCACACCUGGAAUGCCAGGCAUGUGGUCACCCGAAAUGGGAAUCAGAUUUGGCUCUGCCGCCAUUCCCCCCGGAGCGAACCCGGCCUCGGCACCUGCUCCAGCUCCAGCUCAGGCCGUUCCGAAGCCUCGUGGCCCUCAGCCCGCGACUUGGGACCCUAGCCAGGGAUUGCGCUUUUCUUGA
Molecule: messenger RNA, 2577 nt
Organism: Penicillium nucicola
Lineage: Eukaryota; Fungi; Ascomycota; Eurotiomycetes; Eurotiales; Aspergillaceae
Product: putative pH signal transduction protein PalA
Exons: 7
Coding region: 1-2577 (858 amino acids)
Cellular component (GO): endosome
Molecular function (GO): protein binding
Source: RefSeq, a predicted model, not a curated record